ACGUGAGGUGAGGUGGAUGGGGAGGGUGCACAAUUGUCUACCACAGAAGUCCGACGUCUGUUCCGAUGGUGAUGUACACACGGGGCGUGAAUGGUAUUUAGCCACAAACAAGCGUAACAAGUUGCACACGUACACAUUCGAGGUGAGCGCGAUUAAGGCACGUUAGAGUAAAUGCAAGCACGGAAGGCUGAGAUGAGCUACCGCGUUGGAGUAGCUACUGUUCAGCAUUUAGCCGUUCGGUAGAGACAAACAGACGCAGUGAUUGGGUGACGAGAACCAGAUACAAGAAAGACGAUUGCUCCCAAAAUAUAUUUGUCAGGUCGGCGAACUGCAGUGGCUAAUUUGGUGCACAUAAGACUGUGUAUGCCGGGAUCAGUCGCCGACAGUUUUGCAUUGUUAUUCGGCCAGCUAGUCCAUUCAACCAUUUUUCCAAAACCACAGGAAGAUGGAGACAGCAAGUGGAAUUCGAGCGAUGGAGAUCAACCGCGCAGGAUAGAAGCUAAAUCCUCCUUGAACUUGUCAACCUCCGUGUUGAAAUUCGGUAUACAGUCCAUUUUGAGCACUGAAUGUUCUUCUGAUGCUCAAUUUCAUUGGUGCGCCGAAGAAAAUGUUAAAAAGCGAUUUAAAAAUAGAAUCACCCCAUUUGCCUUCACUAACGUCACAAAAGAAUACAAAUAUAAUGAAAAGACCGAGAUAAAAACGCCGAGGUGUUCCGAGAGCUGCAUAUGCGGUUUGCCCACUGAGCCGCCUCAAGAUGGGUUAUUCGCCUACCGGCAGAAGGCUCAAAAUGCAUAUAGUCCAACUUCCAGGUGGCAGAAGAGGAACAAGGAGACGGCGACGUCCUUCCAAAAUGAAAAAUUGGAUGAAACGUUCAUUGAUCGAAUCCAGAAAGCAAAAUGUAUGACGCAAGUAGUGUCGAGCAUGGCCCCCAUUGUGAAUGGCUUUAAUGGCCAGGUGGAGUUCGUGAACAAUGGCGCGGGAAUAAAGAAUCCUUUGGCAUAUGCGACCAAGGUGGAACGGGAAGUACUCAGUCAGUUAUAUGGUAAGCAAGUCGGACAGCAUGAGUAUUUGUGCAAGGCGUGUGGCAAACGCUUUCCUCUCUUCCGUCUGCUAACACGUCACGUAAAGUGCCACAGCCAGACGCGGCGGUAUCUGUGCUCCUAUUGCCUCAAAGGGUUCAACGACACCUUUGAUCUCAAGCGGCAUACUAGAACACAUACAGAUUAG
This is a messenger RNA of Dicrocoelium dendriticum, 1227 nucleotides long. The record is from the annotation of a GenBank genome assembly. Lineage: Eukaryota; Metazoa; Platyhelminthes; Trematoda; Plagiorchiida; Dicrocoeliidae.